AAGUUCAUUACGAGAGAGGAAGGACACCAACGUUCUAAAAUUAGAUUGUGAAUGAUAAUUUCAUUCCUUUUGUUUAUAUCGAGCGUUUAGAGAAGGACGAGAGACAGAGGCGCCGUUGACGUAAUAGUUAUACAUCGUAAAGUACGCUUAGUGAAUAAUUAGAGCACGAUGUCGUUCGAUCGCAAUGAGAUGAGCCUGAUGGCUGAUCUGUUCUUUCUACCGUCAUCAUCAGCUGAGGACGAGGAUAUAGAAGCAGAACCAGUCGCUGUUCAGACGUCUACGAUUGCGGUGUUAUUCGGAUUCCCGACUCCUCCGAUGGAGCCAUUGAUUUCCUACCCCCACCAGUUCGAAGAGGAGAGGCGGAGCGUUUGUGCGAUCCCGCUGUGUACUUCUGACAUACCAUUCGCGCUGUUCGAAAUCGAGUCUCCUCAGUCGAGUCCCGAUCAGAGCGGUAUACCAGACGAAGCUAAUAUGGCUGCGUGUUAUAGUCCUUACGAGCUACCAGCUCAUAGGACUCUUCAAGUGCCUGUGGAAAAGGAUUAUUCGAAACCUCUUCACGUCGAUUGUAGUGUGGAAUACGAAUUACCCAACACCGCCAAACCACCUCAAGGUGUCAAAAACGAACCUUUGCUGAUGAUACAUCCUUGUUACUUCAGGAAGAUAGAGUCUCAGCACAGGAGCCCUUUUGUAAAUAAUCUUCCAGUGAGGACGGCUGUGACCCCGACGAAAAGAGCGAGGAUAGCCAGAGGACAGCAGAUUCCUCAGCAAGUGCCCCAUCAAGGAGCCCAGUACCCUGUCCAUUUCACCGCCACAGAGAGGCAGAUAUGGGAUCAGCUGCCUCCUUUAGUGCCAAUCAACCGAUCUCAGAACUGCUGCGCCAAAAGAGAUUUAGUGACAACUUGUGCAAGUUAUACAUCGAGUUCUAGCAGUGAUUCUCGCGCUGACUCUGGUAUCUGGACAGAUCCCGAAAGAUCUCCAGACAGGCCGGAAGAUAAACAUAUUUUGUCCGGAAAGUAUAGACAGUACUUGAGGGCCCACAGACUUCACCCUUACGUUACUUCGGCCAUUCCUUUGGCAUCUACGUUUCCUCAGAUGCAGCAGGUGUGCUACAAUGUGUGAUGGCUGUGAUAUUUUUUGGACACUUCGGUCGUGUCCCUAACCCUUCUUGUGAUAAUAGUGUGUAAUUCGUACUGACGAUUGGGCGCGUCUGCGCCCAACGUCGGGCGUGGUAGUGAUUUUGGUAAAUCAGCUGUAUCCGUAUUUCAAGUUCGCAAGAUCCAAUAUAUUAUGCUCUUUGGAUUAACAGGAAGUGUCGUCAACUCAUGCUUUGGAUUAACUUAUGUGUCACCUGGAUUAUCAGUUUAUCGAUUGUGUUUCUCCGAAUGAAGAGUCUUAAGGCUCUCUGAAAGUGUAAACAAACGGUAGUAUUUUGAAAUAUCUCAAGUCCACUCAAAUAUCAAUCUGCAAGAAUAUGAAUUAAUGAAACCGAGGCUAGAUCCAUCACUGUCGAGCGGCAUCAAGCUAGAACCAAGAAUAACGAAAAAGUGCUUUUGUCCAUUUAAAAAUUAAAAACGUCAAUCAUUGCCGUUUCAAUUCAAAUCUGGAUAUUAGUUAAUUUCGAAAUUCGUUUCAAAUUAUUCUUUCCCCUCUUGUAAGGUUUUUGUGGGAACCAAAAUUUUUUUAUUUAUUCUAGUCAUAAUUCUGUAAAUAUUGUAUAUAAUUUAUUAUUCCGUUUGUACAUAACUACUAUGAAUUUUGAUUUGUUAUAGAUGAGAAAUCUGUCUUCUAAAUUUUUAAAUACAUUUGUUAAAUUUGAAAUAUUGAGUAUUAAUUCAAAACAUCAAAAUUAUCCAUUCGAAGAAAGAAAACUAAAAAAAAAAUACAAAAUUUUUUGUGUAGCAACUAAAAGCUUCAAUUUUAUCAGCUGAGUCCUUUCAGUUUCAAUAUCGUAUUGGAUCUUUAAAAAUUAAAUCACCCAAAAAGAAAGCCAUCAAAAUUUUCAUCUUAUCUUAUGAGAAAUCUGAAUUGUAAAACUGACCUAAACACUUGUGGAGGGACACCUUUCCAUUACUUUAACAACAUUGGACAUCUUUUCCAUAAAUUGAUAAAUGUCUCCUCACACGCAUCAUAAAAUCAUUCCGUAUGUCUACCUGAAUGAAAAUUUUAUUGAGCGGAGCUUUACCUGAACUUACGAAAAUGAUCAAAACUUCGGCAAAAUUUUUAUGACAGCUCUAAACCAAUAUUUACAUACCUAGUGAGAGUGAAAAAGUUAUCCCUUAAAAUUUAGGGGCUAAGCUGAUAAAGAUCAAAAUCAUAAACAAAAUUGAUUGUUCCAUUAUAACCUCCAGAAUAAAAUAAGAGAAAGUUAAGUUUUUAUUCAGUGACGAAGUAAAUUAACGUUUGAUGGUAGGAAACAAAAAUUAAUGUUUAUGUUGACGAAGACUAGUUUUUUCAUUGCCGAAUUGAAAUUCUUGGUGGUGGCUUUAUAUCCGAAAAAACAUCCUUGAGUUUUUCUAUAUUUGGAAUUUUUUAGAAUUCAUUUAUUCCAAAUACGCAAAUAAAUUCCGAGGACCUAAUGAGUCAGUAACAAAUUCGGUGACUAAGUCAAGUUGGAACAACAAAAAUAACGUUUUGCAUAUUGUGAUUAUCUCUGGCCUUGCUUAUUGACGCCAUUCCACAUUGAAUUCUUCGGAAUUGAUAUUUCGGUUGACUGAUUUUAGUAACAUUAUUUCUUUGUUUAAUCGAUUUGUUCAUGUACGAAUGGUUUUGUAAUUGUAAUGAUACCCAUUGUUACAAAAAAUCCAUUAUUGCGUCUCGGUCGAAACAGCAGGGAAAUAAUUUUCCAGAUAGCCCAAUCAUAUUCUAUCGUGAGAAAUGCUGUUUCAAGGUAUCCAUUUGAAAAGGAAGUUGGUAUUGUUCGAUUAUAAAAAAGUGAAAUUCGAAGUGAACAAUUCGUUGUGGUAUUUCUUAUAAGAUAUAAUCUUAUAAGAUUACACACUUGCAUGAUACUUCUAGUACUACCUUAUAAAGAUAAUUAUUUCAAAUGAACCUGAAAUUUAAUUAUGCAAUCGUUCUAGAGUUAUUCUUCGAUCGGAGAAAACUUUAGACGUAACAUCAAAACAUUUCUAUUCACUCUAAACACAUGAAAAUUUCGAAAGAAUCAGUUUCGAACUGCAUAUGCCAUAUUAAACCUAUAUAAAUAUUUAAAUGAGUAUUACCUACCUGACUUACGUUUCAAGUUUUCCUGCUAGCAGUGUCAAAUAUUAGAAAAAGACCUCAUUCCUUUUUUCAUACAAACUCAUACCAAAUAAUUAACUUAUUAUUGAUGUAUGUAAAGCGUGAAUCUAUUGACCCGAAAAAUCAGGGUAUAAUUGCUUCGAAAACGAACUGAUAUUUAUCGGCUAAAUCGAAAUGUUAUUUUUUUAGACUUUGAAUGGGAUUUAUCAACUUUCAUUGUAAAGACUUAAUUUUCGAAGUUGUUUUCGGUCAAUAGAUUUUUCAUAGGAUCGGCACCAAUGAAUCUUUCAGAUCUGAUAAUAACUAUUCUAUGGCUACAUAUUUUAGAGACCAAAGAAAUAUCUAUCAUUGUAAAUAAUAGAACUGUAUAUUGUAACAGCCGUGAUCGUUAGAGGUUACGGUAAUGCAGAUCCCUGUGAAUAUGUAUAAAAAAUGCUCUAUAUAAAUAUAUAUAUUGUACAGCUAGUCAUAGUUGGAAUACGCUUAUAAAAUAAUAAAUAAAGUGUUACUGUUUUUAUAGAAUCAA
Molecule: messenger RNA, 3763 nt
Organism: Harmonia axyridis
Lineage: Eukaryota; Metazoa; Arthropoda; Insecta; Coleoptera; Coccinellidae
Gene: corto
Exons: 1
Coding region: 169-1119 (316 amino acids)
Source: RefSeq, a predicted model, not a curated record